Messenger RNA from Neocloeon triangulifer, 1121 nucleotides. Its product is annotated as cuticle protein 18.7-like. The transcript is spliced from 2 exons. The coding region runs from base 126 to 1115 and encodes 329 amino acids. NCBI's taxonomy places the organism in Eukaryota, Metazoa, Arthropoda, Insecta, Ephemeroptera, Baetidae. Gene Ontology annotation, cellular component: chitin-based extracellular matrix. The record is from RefSeq and is a predicted model, not a curated record. Gene Ontology annotation, molecular function: structural constituent of chitin-based larval cuticle.
UCCUCGGCGGUUCCCACUUUGAGGAUGUGCCGACCAGAGAGGACCACGCCGCUCUAUAAAAGGGACCAGCGGACCCUCAGCCCCACACAUUCCAGCCGUAUUCAAACACGGGGGAACUUGCAACCAUGAAGUGCUUCAUCAUUCUGUCCGCUGCCAUGGCGCUGGCCGCCGCUCAUCCCAUUCUGCUGCAGCCCAACUACGCUGGCAACUACGGCUGGCUCGCGCCUUCCGUGGUCAGCAGCCAGUACCACGCACAGGACGAAUUGGGACAGUACAGCUAUGGCUAUGCCGGCGGCCCUUCCGCCAAACACGAGGUGAAGACCUGGGAUGGUGUCACCCGUGGCGGAUACUCUUACAUCGACGCCAACGGCCUCGUCCAGACCGUCAACUACAUUUCCGACCCCGUUCACGGCUUCAGGGUGGCCGCCACCAACUUGCCCCUUGGACCUGGACAAGCUCCCGCCCCUGUUGUAGACACUCCUGAGGUCGUGGCCGCCAGAGCUUCGCACUUGGCCGCUCACGCCGCUGCCAAGGUGGCCGCCCCUGUGGCCGUCCAGGCUGUCGUGGCCGCCCCAGUCGCUGCUCCCCUCCCGGUUGUCGAUACUCCUGAAGUUGCCGCCGCCAAGGCCGAGCACCUGGCCGUUCAUGCCGCUGCCAAGGUGGCCGUUCCCGUGGCCGCUCCUGCCCAGAUCGUUGCCGCCCCUGUGGCCGUUGCUCCCGCUCAGGUUGCCGUUGCCGCCCCUGCCAUCCGGUACGCUCCCUACGCCCCCGCCUUCAACGCCUACAACUGGGGUGCCCCUGUUGUCAGCAGCCAGUACCACGCUCAGGAUGAACUGGGACAGUACAGCUACGGUUACGCCGGCGGCCCCUCGGCCAAGCACGAGACCAAGACUUGGGAUGGAGUGACCCGUGGAGGAUAUUCCUACAUCGACGCCAACGGCCUUGUUCAGACCGUCAACUACAUCUCCGACUCCGUACAUGGCUUCAGAGUGGCCGCCACCAACCUGCCACUUGGACCUGGACACGCUCCCGCCCCUGUUGUGGACACUCCUGAGGUCAUUGCCGCCAGGAGCGCCCAUUUGGCCGCCCACGCCGAGGCCAGAGCUCGCGUCUGAUCUAAA